UUAUACGAUUAGCUUAAUCAAAGAAUGGGGUCUUAAUAUUCUGGUGAAGGACUUCUUGAUGUUCUGCGUCUGUUGUUGGUCGAAGGUCAGCAUUUAAAUGACAAGUGUUUUCAUCCAGUGCUUAUUCUGAACUCACUGAUACGAAAAGCCUUGGAAAUCUGUGAGAGCUCAAUGAGUCAAAGUCAUUCACUGACUUCCCUGCUGUCAUCGCAGCCCGGCGAUACAUUUGCACACUUCCUUUAAUUGUCACCAUCCGGACUGUGGUUGGAAGAACAUUUCAGUCGCCAGCGUGCCGUUCAUCACAGGUGUCCUCUGAGGCUCCGCCUCUCCCGGUUGCCCCGGAGAUCACCUGCGAUCACUCACUGGUCAUCUGUAUACAGAACUGGUGUGUGUGAGCUGGAAGCGUUGCCCACGAUGACAAGUCUGAUCUUUCACGCAUCUCCUUCCAGUUCCUAGUCAAUGACAUCACCUUCAAGGAAUCGCCCCCCUCAUUUUUAAUCACUUCACCUGUUGACAGUGGCGUGAUGGGAGAGUCGCAGGUUUCUCCUUUGUUGCCUUGAACACCCGGCGGAGCGUUGGGGUGGAUGCAGAGGAGGAAAACGGGCACGGCCUGCGGACGUCUGUGAGCCGCCCCGACAACAAAGCAGGGAGGGAAUAGGCAGAAAGGAAGGAGUUAAAUUCUAAAGACACCCUGGACAACCUGGUCAGACUAGCUCAGUGACUUUGUGUGCGUCGCGUGCUAUAAAAGGAGACAGAACAGGUGAUUGAGACAGAAACAAGGAGCCGCGAACACAAACCAACGAGCAACUUCUCCAGCUACUCUGCGAGCGAUGGCUGACGUAUCCCAAUACUUAGUCAGUCACCUGGUCACGUUCUCGCUGCAAGAGGACGAAGUCCGCGACGUGGAGGAGGCCCUGUCACGCCUCUCUCACCUGGCCCAUACCGAUCGCCUCUGGAGUCAGCAGAUGCUGGUGGAAGUGAGCUGGGAUGCAGUGAGGCUGAGGGAUGCUCAGAACCAGGACGAGCUGGAGGUGUAUCCCGUGUCCUCCAUCCACCGAUGUGACGCCAUCCUCACCGAGAAGCAGUUUCCUUCCCUCCUUCUGCUCGUGUGCCAAAGCGGAGCUCAGAAGAAACCUGACAUUCUCUUCUUCAGCUGUGAGAAUGAGAGGCAGGCGGAGCUCAUCCGAGAGGACAUCGUCGGCACCGUGUCCUAUUACACAUCCAAGACGAGCAAGCGCCCGGAGUUUUUAAGCACCAUCAGGACACAGGACCGACAAACCAUGAUGGCUCUGCCGGGAAUUCGAAAUCCCUCAGUGCCACACGCCUCGAACCCUGCCCUGGCCCACCCUCCUCCAUAUCCAGGAAGCAAAGUGAACGGAUCCAGGGUCAAUAAUCCGGACAUUUCUCUCCAGCAAGCCGAAAGAGAAGUGGAGAUCCUGAACCACUGCUUCAGCGACAUCGAGCUCUUCAUGGGAAGGUUGCAGAAAUCAGCCGAAACCCAAACCCAAACCCAUACUGUGCUCAACCAGAAGAGCAAGAAGAAGAAGAAGAAGAAGAGCCGGAAGAAAGGUGGAGAAGCAGAUGACUUAAUCGCCCUGAGAGCUCAACCUCCGAAAGAUGACGACUUUGUCAGCAUCUUUCAGAAGUUCAAGUACUGCUUCUGUCUCCUGGACCGGUUGAAAUCCUUCAUCACCAACCCCAGCUCUGAGGAGCUCCUGCACCAUCUCUUUCGACCACUGGAUGUGCUGGUGAGAACCACCGGGGGCCCGGCGUCGGCCGCCGCGGUGUCCAGCCCCGCCAUGACGAACGGCGCCAUCACGCUUCUCCAGGACAACCUGACCGCAGAAGAGAAGCAGCUGUGGACCUCGCUGGGGCCCAACUGGAUGCUUCCUCGCUCCCUGCUGCCCGGCUCCGGCUCCACGAUGGAGUACAUGCCCAUCUUCCAGGACGGCUGGAAGCCCGAGCUGCUCAACCCGCACAGACAGCUGUGGGAGGAUCCCGUACAGGCUCAACACAAACUGGAGGCCCUGAAGGACAAGAAGGAGGUUGUUAGUCGGCUCUCCGUCAUGUCCAGGUCUCCAGUACGUGCCGCCGAUGAAAUGGACAGCAAAGCUCCCCCCGCAGGAGGAGACCAGCUGUACCGCUGCACCUACGACUUUGUGGCUCGGAACAGCAGCGAGCUCUCAGUUCUACAAGGAGAGACACUGGAGGUCGUCGAGUCAUCAAAGCGCUGGUGGAAGUGUCGCAACCGCUUCGACCAGGUCGGCUUCGUGCCCUUCAACAUCCUGGAGCCGCUGUCGGGCCCCAGCGAAGCACACGCACCGAGCCCUGGAGCACCGCAGCAAUCGAAGAUAGACGGCAACUCGAUGAGCAGGCCCUUCUCCUACAGCACCCCGAGCCUCCUGCCCCUGAACCCGGACCCCCCAGCUCUGCGGCCCUCCAGCAUGCCCCCGGACGCCACACACACUUUGCCCGGAGACAACACAGACAGAGUGAUAAUGAUGAACGAUGAGCUCUUACAGAGGCUGGCGAACGGGAAGAGCAACACGAGCCGUUCGCUGGUCAUCCCUCGAUCAUUUGACACCGCUGCUCCUCUGAACUACAGCUCCCCCCCUGCCGAGGUGGAGGAGUGGCUGAGGGGGAAGGGCUUCAGUGAGGCGACUGUGCGCUGCCUGGGAAUCUUGACUGGAGCUCAGCUCUUCUCCCUCAACAAAGAGGAGCUGCGCUCUGUUGUGUCUGACGAGGGCGCUAGAGUCUACAGUCAGAUCAUGGUGCAGAAGGCCUUGCUGGAGGAUGUUCACAAGGCCACGGAGCUGGAGACAGUGAUGGAGAAACAGAAGAUGAAGGUGGACCUGAAACAGGAGAGCACCACAUUCUGACCAAUAACCCCAGCAUUACACCCCCCCCCCCCACUACCUAAUUUCUACACACAGAGUUCCACCCUAGUCUUCAAAACCUGGGAUUAUGCUUUAAUAACUGCAAUAGGCAAAACAUGGGAGUGCUGCCAAAGCAAAGUGAAGCUUAAUAGUGUUGCUAUUUAACAUACAGGCCUUUAAGUGAUUUUU
Messenger RNA from Scleropages formosus (Asian bonytongue), 3065 nucleotides. Its product is annotated as epidermal growth factor receptor kinase substrate 8-like protein 1. The record is from RefSeq and is a predicted model, not a curated record. Gene Ontology annotation, molecular function: actin binding. NCBI's taxonomy places the organism in Eukaryota, Metazoa, Chordata, Actinopteri, Osteoglossiformes, Osteoglossidae. The transcript has 19 exons. Gene Ontology annotation, biological process: regulation of Rho protein signal transduction; Rho protein signal transduction; positive regulation of ruffle assembly. Bases 831 to 2879 code for a protein of 682 amino acids. Gene Ontology annotation, cellular component: vesicle; ruffle membrane; plasma membrane.